Molecule: messenger RNA, 1756 nt
Organism: Camelus dromedarius (Arabian camel)
Lineage: Eukaryota; Metazoa; Chordata; Mammalia; Artiodactyla; Camelidae
Gene: HNRNPH3
Product: heterogeneous nuclear ribonucleoprotein H3
Exons: 8
Coding region: 887-1534 (215 amino acids)
Cellular component (GO): ribonucleoprotein complex
Molecular function (GO): RNA binding
Source: RefSeq, a predicted model, not a curated record
UGAGAUUGUUUAAAUCAGAUUUAAAAUAAAUAGGAACUUUUCUCCCUUCAAAAACAAUUUAAUGUGUUCAGAAUAAUAGUGCAUCUGAAAACUUUAGACUUGUAAUACCACUCUUCCAACAUCAAAGACGUACACGUUGUACUUUUGACUUAGGUUCUUGCUGUGAAUGUGUGGUGGUAUCAUGUGCAACUGUUGAGUAAUUAAGUUUUAAAGGAUUUGCAUAACCGUUCAAGUGAGUUAUAAAACCUGAAAAAUGUGAGUGGAAACUUGAGGAAGAGGUUAGAGUGGACAUUAAGAUCGACAGGGUCAAGAAAUAAGAAUUUGAAUACUGAUAGUGGGAUUAUGUAAGUUUUCUUAAAAUUAGACAAUAUAUAGUAUUUGAUCCUUAGAAAUUCAGUACUCUAGGUGGGGAGGGGGUCAGAUUUCACUGCCUUUUCCCAGUUUUUUGCCUAUUCCAAAAUAGAAAGUUAUCAUUGUGUUGUGGCAUUGUUACCAGAGUCACUGAACCAUAUGUUACAUUUCCUGUUGUGCACCACUGAGAGGUGUUUCUUCAGUACCUCUGACAAGAGUGUAUUUUGAUUGACUGCUUUAUGUGCUUGUUUAUUUUUUAUAGCAUUUAAAUCGGUAUUGAGAUGGAUUGGGUUAUGAAACAUAAUGGUCCAAAUGACGCUAGUGAUGGGACAGUACGACUUCGUGGACUACCAUUUGGUUGCAGCAAAGAGGAAAUAGUUCAGUUCUUUCAAGGUAUAUUGAGAUCUUCAGAAGUAGCAGGAGUGAAAUCAAAGGAUUUUAUGAUCCACCAAGAAGAUUGCUGGGCCAGCGACCAGGACCAUAUGAUAGACCAAUAGGAGGAAGAGGGGGUUAUUAUGGAGCUGGGCGUGGAAGUAUGUAUGACAGAAUGCGACGAGGAGGUGAUGGAUAUGAUGGUGGUUAUGGAGGUUUUGAUGACUAUGGUGGCUAUAAUAAUUACGGCUAUGGAAAUGAUGGCUUUGAUGACAGAAUGAGAGAUGGAAGAGGUAUGGGAGGACAUGGCUAUGGUGGAGCUGGCGAUGCAAGUUCAGGUUUUCAUGGUGGUCAUUUUGUACAUAUGAGAGGACUACCUUUUCGGGCAACUGAAAAUGACAUUGCUAAUUUCUUCUCACCACUAAAUCCGAUCCGAGUGCAUAUUGAUAUUGGAGCUGAUGGCAGAGCAACCGGGGAAGCAGAUGUAGAGUUUGUGACACAUGAAGAUGCAGUAGCUGCCAUGUCUAAAGACAAGAAUAACAUGCAACAUCGAUACAUUGAACUCUUCUUGAAUUCUACCCCUGGAGGCGGCUCUGGAAUGGGAGGUUCUGGAAUGGGAGGCUACGGCAGAGAUGGAAUGGAUAAUCAAGGAGGCUAUGGAUCUGUUGGAAGAAUGGGAAUGGGGAACAAUUACAGCGGAGGUUACGGUACUCCUGAUGGCUUGGGUGGUUAUGGCCGUGGUGGUGGAGGCAGUGGAGGUUACUAUGGGCAAGGUGGCAUGAGUGGAGGUGGAUGGCGUGGGAUGUAUUAAAGCAUAACCACCAACAUAGAAGUCCUGACAACAGCAUCUGGUCUACUAGACUUUCUUACAGAUUUAAUUUCUUUUGUAUUUUAAGAACUUUAUAAUGACUGAAGGAAUGUGUUUUCAAAAUAUUAUUUGGUAAAGCAACAGAUUGUGAUGGGAAAAUCUGUUUUCUGUAGGUUUUAUUUGUUGCAUACUUUGACUUUAAAAAAAUAAAUUUUUAUAUUCAAA